Molecule: messenger RNA, 2638 nt
Organism: Caenorhabditis auriculariae
Lineage: Eukaryota; Metazoa; Nematoda; Chromadorea; Rhabditida; Rhabditidae
Source: the annotation of a GenBank genome assembly
AUGUCGAUAGACAUGAAAUCCAACUUUUUCAAGCUUAUCCUCCAUUUUCGGCGUCAAGAUUUGGUUGGUUUUUUUUUUCAUUUUUGGUUAAAUGAAGUUUUCUAAUUUUUUUUUAAUAAGCAUCUUUGCGAGAAAACGUCAAAAUGGUGUUAAUUUGAAAAAAAAAAUACUAUAUAAGUAAUAUAGGUAAAGGUGUAGUAAUUACAUACUUGAGAUGUGAAGAGAUGAACUAGAAAAGAAACCAGGUGAAGGUCAAUUGCGGCCAGGCGACCGUUCAAGUUGGUAAGUGGCUAAAAACUGGACAUUUUGAAAAACUGGACACUUUCUUCUUCCAGACAAGGUUCUACUCAAUAUGAGAGUUCUCUGAAGUUUUUUAGCUGCCAGUAAUAUUUAAAUUGCCUUAAAUUUUUUAUUUUCUAAAAUUUAGCGCAAGUCUUAUACCUUGAACAAACACUGAAAAUGGCUUUCCGCAUUUAGAAUUUGAUUGUAUUUUCCUGUGUUCCUUCACACAGAAAAAAUUAAUGCAUUGAAUAUUCUUAUUCAUAACCUAUUCAAAAAAUAUGUUUGGGGAGAUUGAAUUUGUCCGAACACAAAAAAGUUUAUACUGAUUAUUUUCUAUUUUUCUCAGCUUCUUUGAAACAACCAGAGUAACCUUUUCAAACUCGCUCAAGUAAAUAUUUUUGAGGAGGCCUUCAAAAAAGAACAUGACGAUUUGUACGAAAAAGCGAAAAAGAGUGGCAAACACUUGGAAGUCACCUCGCACUACUAUUCCGUUAUGUCCAGCGUCAUCGAGCAGUACUUUGGGGGUGAGACUUCACAUUUCGACGAUUUCAAAUGGAAUGAAGUACAGGAAACUUCCAUUUUGUGCCGCCGCAAUACGAAGGACAAAGACUGGAAGACGCGCUGAAGUCCCUCCACAGGUGGAAAAAGCUUUUCUUCUUGAAAUCUGGGCUGUUUGAGAUAUGUGGGAGAGAAGCUGAAACUGAAGGAAGGCGUCAAAUGUGUGGACCUCGGCUGCGGAGUCGGCGGCGUCAUCCGCGACAUCGCUCAUACGGGAGCAGAACUGACUGGGGUCACCAUUGCUCCAAACGAGGCCGACAUGGGUGAGAACUUGCCAAUUUUUAACUGUUUUAGAAAUCCCGAAUUGAAACUGGCCGCAUGUAGAAUGGCUUAACGCCUUGCGUUUGAGCUGCGGUUCAAGUUGGAAAUUGAGAAUCCACACUACAAGUUUUGCGGAAUCGCAAUCUUUUCGUUGUGUUCCUCCAAACCUGUUCAGAUUUUGAACGUCAAGUACAAUGAUGACAUUUGAAAAAGCUCUGCGGAUGGCUCUCUCUGAUUGGUUGAUCGCGCCAUAAGGGGCGGAGCUUGAGCGACAAUUUGACAAAAAAAAAAUCUCAAAAGACUUCGCAGCUGCUGCAUUUUGAGCUCGAUUGGGAAUAGAACAGCAGAAUCUGAGUUUCUACCUUUUUCUUUAGUGAACUCGCGAACUUAUUUAUAACCUUCCGUAUCAUUAAAUUCCCAGUUUCUUCCUAGCUUUUAUCCUUUCGAAAAUCUACUUUGAUCAUAUCCAGGUAACGAGUUCUUCGCUAGCGAAGGACUAUCCGAAACUUGCCGGAUCGUGACAGCCGACUGCCAAAACACGCCUUUUGGUUUUCAUAACCGUUUCCUCCUCAAAAAAUACAGAGUUCAGAAAAUAACUCGCAGGACUGCGCCUUCGCCAUAUAUUCCCUCAAGUAUAUUCCCGAACUUGAUAACGUUAUGAAAGAGGUCCCUCUAGGUUAAACUUACUCAAUUUAUUACAACUUCUAGGUUCACCGUAUUCUCCGACCCGGAGGCAAGUUCCUCAUCUACGAUCUGAUCAAAACUCAAGACUACGACGCAAAAAAUGAGGAGCACAAGAAUGUGAGUGGAGAACUUGGAAGAAAGAACGAAAAAGUUUUUGAUUGAAGAUAGUCGGUCAUUUGGAAUACGCCUGCGGGAUGCCUUCUCUCCACACUCGGAUGCAAAUGCAAAAAGCCGCCGAGGCUAGUCUUUAUUUCACAAAACAUUAUGAAGUUUGACCUAGUUGCAACCAAUAGAAAAUCCGAUUGUGUUUUAGAGGUUUCGGGAAAAAAAGAAACUCUUUUAAUAAAGCUAGCCCAGUAUUCCAAAAUAAAGAAAUUCAAUAUUUUAAGAAGAAAGCAGAAAAGCAUUAACUUUUAAAAAACUUUGGCCUCUCUUAUUUACUCUCCUUGAAACGUAUAUAGACCUGGUUAUGAGAAAGUGUCUACUUCUGGAAAAUUCGUUUUUAAUUGAAAAAAAAACUGUUAAGGCUAUUGGAUUCGAACUUGAGGAGUACGAGAACCUGGAGGAAACUUUCGGGAACAAGCCGUUCCACUACUGCUUUUCCUCGUCGCCUUUCUUCAUGUGGCUGGUUCAAAGUGCCAUCAUCCGUUAGUCUCUUUUCUUUCCGGCUCAAAUCACCGCCAUUUUUACAGAAAAAGCCGUGCAGGUGGGAGAGUUCCUAGGCGUGCUGCCCAAGGGUUUCGAGCAGUUCAACCGAAUAUUCCUCAGCGGCACCGUCAAAAGCAUCGUCGACGGCGGACAGCGCGGAAUUCUUUCUGGAGCCGAAACUCUUGUUUUCCGAAAGCGUCAAUAA